CACCAGGAAUGCUAACUAAAAUGGCCACCAACGAAAAAGACGUCCGACUUCAGGUACUUUUUUGUCCUCUCUGUCUCGAAAGUUUCAACAAGGCAACUCUCCUCAACUGUGGUCAUACCUUCUGCCAGAACUGCUUGGAGGUGUACGAUGACAAAAAUCGCCAUCUUGACCACAUGGUAUGUCCUGUAUGCAAGAAUUGUACUUAUCUUGGGGCCGAACGGGUUGCAGAACUCGCUCCUAACUACCUGGUCAGGAAUCUGGAGGACGAUUUGCAUUUGUUGACAGAAACUCUCUCGCCAAACGUUUGCUUAGAACACAGUAGGGUUUUCAGGGAUAUCUUGUGUGAAGAUUGUCAGGAAUUUGUUUGCCUCCAUUGCUUCUUGGACUGCCAUCAGGGACAUGUCAUCAAAAAGAAAGAGGAGUUAGAUAGAGAAUUUGAAGACAAGGAAAGGGCUCUUGUUCGUCAAAGCGAUACCAGGAAGUCCCAGAUAGAAAAGGUCAUCUAUAGUACCGAGCAACAUAAAAACAAAAUCUCGUCACAUCUGAAUGCUUUGGAAUCACAGAUCAGGGACCAACUUGCACAAAAGAGAACCAUACUCCUGCAGAAUGAAACAUUGCUCUUGGAUACUGUAAAUGAACAUAGAUCAGCAUUAAACAAGGCCUGUGAUAACUGGGUUGGUCACAACAAACGGCUAAUAGACAACAUAAACAGCUCGUUGUCGGUGAUACGACGUAAAGCGACUCGUUUUGUUGAUUUGAGCACACUUAAGGCCCAUAACCUACUUUGUAGUAACCUAGAGAACCUACUUGCAGAAAGUGUUGAACGAACAUCUUUCAGUGAUGUUGGUCAAGAAAUCAGGAGAAUACAUUUCUGCCCAGCAGAUGACAAAGUUCUUGAGCUUGGCUGUCUAGUUUUCAAGGAAGUCAGUUACUCAGCUAGUAAGACCCACGGUGAAAAUCAGUUUAGUGAAGAAGACGAUAGUAUCUCCUCAAAAGAAUGUAAUCAAGAAGAUGAUAGGAGCACCUCAACUGUUCUUGGAGCUGUAGCUCCUGUAGAAUGUAGCAUCGAAAGUCGCGAAAAUGCCGUUCCUAACGGGGAAUCAAGUGAUGCUCAAGCGGUUGCACUGUCCGUACCAGCCCAGAUAAGAACCUACACGUUGAGUAUCGCAAGAAAGAUAGAUUUAGCGGGGUACAUGCGAGGCAUUGCUGCACUUUCCCCUGAUUCUGUCGUGGUCGGUUAUGGAUUGAACCGAAACGGUGCAGAUCGUUUUUCGGUGUCUGGGGAAAAGAAACAAUAUUUGAAGGGUAAAGUCGGGCAGGUCUGGGACAUUGCCUUCUUAGGCGAUGGGAGGUCCGUCGUUUCUCACGGUGCUCAACCUUGUAAGGUGUACGACGUCAACAACAUAUACACCGGUCUUCAAUAUACCCGCAAGGAAGGCAACAACUACUUCAGCUUAUGCAGUGAUCGCAGUGGCAAAAUAUAUGCAGUCAAUGACAACCCAGAGAUCUACAUCUUCGAAGGCACUAAUGCUAAUCCUCAUCAAACCUUGUCGACGGGUAACAUCAAGCCAGAACACAUUUGUGUCACCACAUGCGGGUGGAUGAUCACUACCACGUGUUGCAUCACACCAAGUCGGAUCAACCUCUACGAUAGGCAAGGCCAUGUCGGUAUCUCACUUACUGCAAGUGAUAACCAUGAAUAUCUGUAUGCUGCUGUGGAUAGCGAGGACAGGGUUCUGGUGGCAAGAGUUCGUGAGAGAUCGACCGUUUUCAAGCUAGCGCUCUACAGGAUCAAAGAAACAAGACUCGUAGAGGAGAAGGCGUUUGCUCCAAUCAAACUCCCGCGACAAAUCAAAUGCAAAUGGUGCUACAUGGUGAGUCUCACACCCAACAUGCUCGCGUUUGCCACCUUGGAUCAUCAUUUGUACUUUAUUGAACUUCUGAUGUAGUUGAGCUCUAUUCAUGCUUGGACCUUAUAUGGAUGAGGGUUCGCUAAUCUUUGUAGAUAAUUAUGGUCUAAAUUAUGCGCAAGACCGUGAUGAAUCUUGCAAUGAUACGCUGUGAUGAAAAUGACGACCAUAUUGUAUAGACACUAAAGAAGUAUUUGUACGGCGCUGAC
Lytechinus variegatus (green sea urchin) is the source of this 2119-nucleotide messenger RNA. RefSeq lists its product as uncharacterized. Gene Ontology annotation, molecular function: ubiquitin-protein transferase activity. Gene Ontology annotation, biological process: positive regulation of DNA-templated transcription. The record is from RefSeq and is a predicted model, not a curated record. Gene Ontology annotation, cellular component: chromatin; nucleoplasm. NCBI's taxonomy places the organism in Eukaryota, Metazoa, Echinodermata, Echinoidea, Temnopleuroida, Toxopneustidae. The transcript has a single exon. The coding region runs from base 9 to 1949 and encodes 646 amino acids.